GUGGACACCAACAGAAUCGUCCACAUCCACUCUGUGAUCAUCCUGCGGCGCUCUGACAAGAGGAAGGACCGUGUGGAGAUCUCACCGGAGCAGCUCUCAGCUGCUUCCACUGAAGCAGAGAGGCUGGCAGAGAUGACAGGACGGCCCAUGAGGGUGGUGGGCUGGUACCACUCCCACCCCCACAUCACUGUGUGGCCCUCACACGUGGAUGUCCGCACACAGGCCAUGUAUCAGAUGAUGGACCAAGGCUUUGUGGGGCUCAUCUUUUCCUGCUUCAUUGAGGACAAGAACACCAAGACAGGUAGAAUUCUCUACACCUGUUUUCAGUCUGUUCAGGCCCAGAAGAGCUCAGAAUAUGACAGGAUUGAAAUUCCCAUUCAUGUUGUGCCCCAUGAAACCAUUGGGAAGGUGUGUCUGGAGUCAGCUGUGGAGCUGCCCAAGAUCCUUUGCCAAGAAGAGCAGGAUGCCUACAGGAGAAUUCACAGUCUCACCCAUCUCGACUCUGUAACCAAGAUCCAUAAUGGCUCAGUGUUCACAAAGAACCUGUGCAGCCAAAUGUCUGCCAUCAGUGGGCCCCUGCUGCAGUGGCUGGAGGACAGGCUGGAGCAGAACAAACAGCGCGUGCAGGAGCUGCAGCAGGAGAAGGAGCAGCUGCUGGAGGAACUCGCUGCUUUGGAGUGAGGAGGAAGUGCAGACCCUUCAGGAAAGUGAUGUGAUAAAAUCUUCAACAACUACUCCAGGCUGAAGGGUGGCCCUGCAUUGCCUCAGUGGAGGUACUGGCUGUGCCUCUCCUCUUGCAGCAAAGAGCAGAGCUCCAGGAUCAGGACUUUACCUGCCCCAGCCUGGUGCAAAGCACUGCUGUGUCUGCAGUUGCUGCACUUCUGGCUCAGUGGUGGGGCUGGGCAGCACCUGAAUGCUCCUGUUCUGGAGAGCACACACUAGGGAACCUGUUGUUUCUCCCUCUAUGUUUUGACAGAAGUCCUAUUGCUUUACAUGUAUUCCAGGAGCCUGGAACAGGAGGGUUAGAGGGGAAAAGUGUCUCUGCUGUCAUAUAUGAUGCUGCCAACUUCUGCCUUCUCUUAGUAGCUUCAGUUGACCAUGAUCUUAUAUCUGAUAAGGUUCUGGAUCACUGGUCAUUCAUCCAGGCAGGUAAGAGGUGGGAAGGAAGCUUGGGAACAGACCUGGAAGAUCUUUGACAUAGGAUCUGUGUUGAGCAUAUGUCAAACCAAAUAAACAAUUCCAAAGCUAGAGCUGUUGGGAAUAAAAAUGAAAUGAAUGCUAUCCA
This is a messenger RNA of Zonotrichia albicollis (white-throated sparrow), 1285 nucleotides long. The record is from RefSeq and is a predicted model, not a curated record. Lineage: Eukaryota; Metazoa; Chordata; Aves; Passeriformes; Passerellidae.